Messenger RNA from Salvia miltiorrhiza (redroot sage), 519 nucleotides. RefSeq names its product secreted RxLR effector protein 161-like. The transcript has a single exon. NCBI's taxonomy places the organism in Eukaryota, Viridiplantae, Streptophyta, Magnoliopsida, Lamiales, Lamiaceae. The coding region runs from base 1 to 519 and encodes 172 amino acids. The record is from RefSeq and is a predicted model, not a curated record.
AUGGGAUCUUCAUCACAAAAGAAGGUUACGCCAAGGAAAUUCUUAAAAAGUUCAAGGAUGGAAGACUGCAAGGCAAUCAACACACCAGUGGAGUGUGGGAUCAAAUUAUCCAAGAACGAUGGAAGAGAAAAAAUGGAUCCUACAUUAUUCAAGAGCUUGGUUGGAAGUUUACGAUACUUAACUUGCACAAGGCCGGACAUUCUUUAUGCAACAGGGCUUGGGAGUCGCUAUAUGAAAAAUCCAACCUACAUCCACUUCAAGGAAGCAAAGAGAAUACUACGAUAUCUCAAAGGUACGCUUGACUAUGGCCUAUUCUAUUCAAGUACUGAUGAUUAUAAGCUUGUUGGCUAUAGUGAUAGCGAUUGGGCUGUAGAUAAUGAUGAUCGCAAGAGUACAAGUGGGUUCGUGUUCUUCAUGGGAGCCACCGCUUUCACCUGGAUGUCGAAGAAGCAACCUAUAGUCACGCUGUCAACGUGUGAAGCUGAAUAUGUGGCUACCACAUCCAGUGGCAACCUAUAG